Molecule: messenger RNA, 1065 nt
Organism: Lotus japonicus
Lineage: Eukaryota; Viridiplantae; Streptophyta; Magnoliopsida; Fabales; Fabaceae
Product: expansin-A23-like
Exons: 2
Coding region: 8-793 (261 amino acids)
Biological process (GO): plant-type cell wall organization
Cellular component (GO): extracellular region
Source: RefSeq, a predicted model, not a curated record
GUCAGUCAUGGCCAUGUCUUCCUAUUUGGUUCCUCUGGCCAUUAUCGUGGUUCUUUUUGUUCAAACCGUGUCAGCUGGUAAUGGUAUUGACCCAAAUUGGUAUGAUGCUCGUGCAACCUUUUAUGGGGACAUGGGUGGUAAAGGAACCAUGCAGGGUGCUUGUGGUUAUGGUGAUCUCUUCAAAGAAGGAUAUGGGCUUAAUACUGCAGCCCUAAGCACAGCACUAUUUAACCAUGGACUCACUUGCGGUGCGUGUUUUGAGAUUAAGUGUGUCAAUUCCCCUAAUUGCAUAAAGGGUGUAGGCACAAUCAAAAUUACAGCAACAAAUUUUUGUCCUCCAAAUUACAGCAAGACCGUUGACAUUUGGUGCAACCCACCACAAAAGCACUUUGACUUCACCAUGAAAAUGUUCACCACAAUUGCAUUAUACAAAGCUGGAGUUAUCCCUGUUCAAUAUCGUCGUGUUCCAUGCAUUAAAGUUGGGGGUGUCAAGUUUGAGAUUAAAGGGAACCCUUACUUUUUCAUGGUUUUGGUGUACAAUGUUGCAAAUGCUGGUGAUGUUUCUAGCAUGAGUGUCAAAGGUUCCAACACUGGAUGGCUUCAAAUGGCACACAAUUGGGGACAAAAUUGGGAUGUAGGAACUAAAUUGGUAGGACAAGCCUUGUCAUUUAGGGUGACUACCAGUGAUGGUAAAACCUUAGACUUUGUUAAUGUUGCCCCUCCCCAAUGGCAAUUUGGACAGACCUAUCAGUCCAACAUAAAUUUUUGGCUUAAAUACUCUAGGGGUCCCUGAAAUUGUACCCCGUAUCAAAAUAAGUCCCUGAAAUUUUUUUUUCCGAUUCCGGAUCCCUGGAAUUGUUUUUUUAAUCAGAAUAAGUCCCUACACAUGUUUUUAGCCUAUCUGGCAGAUUUUUUGCUGACUCAACAUUUACACAUGGCUUUUUCAUUUAUUUUAAAUACACAUGGAAUAAAAAUAAAAAAAAUUAAUUAAAUUUAAAUCUAAUUAACCUAUCUACCUAAAUCUAAUUAAACCUAAUUCCCAAAAUCCCUAAAUUAAAACCACUA